ACGCCACUGCUUGUAAUAAUGGCUUCUUCUUCAUCUUCUUCUUCAUGGGGGGAUUUUUCAUGGUUGCAUGGAGGAGUUUCGGACGAAUCGAGAACCAUCGUAGAUUACUCGAAUCUAUUCUUUGCCGUUGUUUUUUAUAUGGUUUUGAUUUUAACGAGGAAGAGUGGUUCUAGAGAGAGGAGGAGAGAUUGGAUUAGUAUAGCGAUUUUCGUUUCUUGUGUUGUUGUGAGUAUACAGUAUUACGGGGUUGUUAUUUAUAUCAUCGAAAGCAACGAUUUUAGUCGUACGAAUUGGUUUGCAUACUUUUUUCGGGGACUCAUUUGGACAACCUUAUCGGUGUCUUCGCUCGUUCGAGGAUCCAAACGAGCCUCAGUCCUAAAAUCGGCUUGGUGGAUCCUCUUUUUCGUGUCGAUUUCGGCACUAAACGCAGUUGAUUUAGUAAAAUCACACCGCGUAGAGGUUCUUGAAUUCGCACCUUGGGUUGCGAGUUUGUUUCUUUUCGUUUUCGCUUUAAGGAAUCUAUAUAAUAUUCUAUCUCAACCUGCAUUUGAUAGUAGCUUCUUGGAAUCUCUACUGCCGCCCGAGAGUAGGCGUUUCGAUUUCGAUUUAGGCGAGGCCUCGUUUUUAAGUAAAUUGACAUUUUCUUGGAUAAACCCUUUACUCCGUUUGGGGAAUUCUAGACCGUUGAAUCUCGACGACGUUUCUUCUCUGGGAUCGGAAGAUGAAGCCCUUGUGGCGUACAAGAAAUUCACCGACGAAUGGAAGAAACUCGAAACCGAAAAGGGCGCAAACGGUUCGACCAAUUUGGCGUUCGGUGUUAUUACAAGAGUUUACUGGAAAAACAUGGCGCUUGCCGGAAUCUGCGUACUUAUCAGGACGAUUGCAGUUGUGGCGACUCCGUUGUUUCUUUACGCUUUUGUCAACUACUCGAAUCUCGAGAACAAGAAUCCGAAAAAGGGUUUUUUCUUGGUUGGGUUGUUGGUCUUCUUGAAGAUUUUCGAGUCUUUAUCGAAUCGGCAUUUCUAUUUCUAUUCAAGAAGAAUAGGAAUGCGAAUGAGGUCAGCUUUAAUGGUGGCGGUUUACCAAAAGCAGCUCAAGCUCUCGAGUUUCGGGAGACGACGGCACUCGACGGGAGAAAUAGUGAACUAUAUAUCCGUCGACGCGUAUCGAAUGGGAGAUUUCCCGAUGUGGUUUCACGUCGGUUGGGCUUCGGUCGUCCAAAUUUUCUUGGCGAUAGCUGUUUUAUCGGCAGUUGUCGGCGUAGGCGUGCUUCCUGGUUUAGUACCUCUCGUUGUGUUUGGUUUUUUCAACGUCCCAUUUGCGAGACUUCUCCAAAAAUAUCAAACCGAGUUCAUGAUCGUUCAGGACAAGAGACUGCGGUCGUUGUCUGAAAUCCUCAACAACAUGAAGAUAAUCAAGCUGCAGUCGUGGGAAGAGAAUUUCAAGAACAUGGUUGAAUCGUAUAGGAGAAGCGAGUUCGAUUGGCUGUCUCGAACUCAGUACAUGAAAACGUAUACAACAGUGUUGUAUUGGAUGUCCCCGACGAUUGUUUCUUCGGUCAUAUUCUUUGGAUGCGUGUUCUUCAAGAGUGCCCCGUUAGAUGCCGGCACGAUUUUCACGGUGUUGGCUGCAUUGAGGAGCAUGUCCGAGCCUGUCAGGUUCUUACCCGAAGCUAUUUCCUCUCUGAUUCAGGUUAAGGUUUCGUUCGACAGAAUUAAUUCGUUUCUGCUCGAAGACGAACUCAAGCAACAAGAUUCGGUAAUAAUAGCUCCGAAGGAAAAUUUAGAACACGCCAUUCGUAUUCAAAAUGGUUGUUUUAGUUGGGAUUCAGACACAGAAACUCCAACUUUAGGAGGUAUUACAUUGGAAGCAAAACCCGGGCAGAAAAUCGCAGUUUGCGGGCCCGUCGGCGCUGGGAAAUCGUCGCUUUUGUACGCUAUACUCGGCGAAAUACCGAAAAUAUCCGGAACCGUUAGCGUUGUUGGAUCGGUGGCAUACGUGUCUCAAGCUUCUUGGAUUCAAAGCGGGACUAUUCGUGAAAACGUGCUCUUCGGAAAGGCGAUGGACAAAAUAAAAUACGAAGAAGCGAUUAGAGUGUGCGCGUUGGAUAAAGAUAUCGAAACCUUCGACUACGGAGAUUUGACUGAGAUCGGACAACGAGGCCUUAAUAUGAGCGGUGGACAGAAGCAGAGGAUUCAGCUCGCUCGAGCAGUAUAUAACGAUGCGGAUAUAUAUCUUUUCGACGACCCUUUUAGUGCUCUGGAUGCGCAUACAGCGGCAUCACUUUUCAACGAUUGUGUAAUGACUGCUUUAGCAAAGAAGACUGUGAUUCUUGUGACUCAUCAAGUGGAGUUUCUAAAUAAUGUCGAUAAAAUUCUGGUUGUGGAAGGAGGACAAGUUACUCAAUCGGGAAGCUACAACGAACUGAUGAUCGACGGAACAACCUUCGAACAACUUGUUUUCGCUCAUAAAACUACCAUAGGAUCGUUCGACGCUUCCUCAGCUGGUUCAAACGGAAAUCUAGAUCAGCACGACAACAAUAAAAACCAUCGUAGUAGUGAACAAGAAAGAGAAGAAGAAAAUUUAACGAACACUCGUCGGACUCAGUUGACGGAGGAAGAGAAGAAGGAGAUCGGAGAUGUUGGGUGGAAGGCUUUCCGGGAUUACGUCUCGAUUUCGAAGGGGUUCGUUUAUUGCUGUUCGUCUACAAUAGCUCAAUCUGGUUUUGUGGGUUUGCAAGCUGCUGCGAGUUUCUGGCUAGCCUUUUCGGUUCGAAAUACCGAAAGAAGCAGCGUUUUCGUCGUCGGGAUUUACACUCUAAUUUCGUCACUUAGUGCUGUGUUCGUGUACUUCAGAUCACUUUUCGCGGUUCUUUUAGGGCUGAGAGCUUCGAAAGCAUUCUUCUCGGGUUUUAUUAACUCAGUCUUUAGUGCUCCGAUGCUCUUCUUCGACUCUACCCCUGUAGGAAGAAUACUCACUCGUGCAUCGUCUGAUCUAAGUGUACUAGAUUUUGACAUCCCUAUCGGGUUUGCGUUUGUGAUGGCUGCCUUAACAGAGAUGCUAGUAACAAUCGGCAUUAUGGCGUCGGUUACAUGGCAAGUUCUCUUUGUGGGCAUUUUUGCUAUGGUUUCUUCUAAAUAUGUCCAGGGAUACUAUCAAAAAUCGGCCGGAGAAUUAAUGAGAAUCAACGGAACUACGAAAGCCCCCGUAAUGAACUACGCUUCCGAAACAGCACUCGGUGUCACUACAAUACGAGCGUUUAAAGCAGUUGACAACUUCUCCUCAAACUACCUUAAACUCGUCGAUAAAGACGCAAAAGUGUUUCUAUCCUCAAACGCCACGCUGGAAUGGCUCGUCUUGAGAACCGAAUCGCUCCAAAAUCUCACUCUUUUCACCGCCGCCAUUUUCUUGAUCUUGGUUCCCAAUAACUCUAUUGCUCCAGGGCUCGUGGGACUCUCUCUUUCGUACGCAUUUGCACUAACCGGCACGCAAGUGUUUUUAUCGAGAUGGUAUAGUAGCUUAGCCAAUUAUAUAGUUUCCGUCGAAAGGAUCAAACAGUAUAUGAAUAUACGGCCCGAGCCUCCAGCGAUCAUAGAAGAUAAAGGACCACAAAUAUCAUGGCCUACAAAAGGCAGAAUUGAGUUGCUCGAUCUAAAGAUAAGAUAUCGGCCUAAUGCUCCGAUAGUGCUAAAGGGAAUAACAUGCACUUUCGAAGAAGGGAAGAGAGUGGGGGUCGUCGGAAGGACCGGAAGUGGGAAAACGACAUUGAUUAGCGCAUUGUUUCGAUUGGUCGAGCCUUACAGUGGCAGAAUUGUAAUAGAUGGGAUCGAUAUUUGCUCGAUCGGCUUGCGGGAUUUGAGGUUGAAACUCAGCAUUAUUCCUCAAGAACCGACUCUUUUCAGAGGAAGUGUUAGAACAAAUCUUGAUCCAUUAGGACUAUACUCCGACGAUCAAAUAUGGAAGGCCUUGGAGAAAUGCCAACUUAAAGAUACAAUCAGUAAACUCCCAAACUUGCUUGAAUCUUCAGUGAGCGACGAAGGGGAGAAUUGGAGCAUGGGGCAGAGGCAGCUGUUCUGCCUAGGAAGAGUGCUUCUGAAGAGGAACCGAAUAUUGGUUCUCGACGAAGCAACGGCUUCGAUCGAUUCAUCGACGGAUUCGAUAUUACAGAAGAUAAUCAGACAAGAAUUCGCAGAGUGUACCGUAAUAACUGUGGCACACAGAGUUCCAACGGUUAUUGACAGUGACAUGGUCAUGCUCCUCUCUUACGGGAAGGUGGUUGAGUAUGAUGAGCCUUUGAAGCUAAUGGAGACAGAAUCUUCAUUUGCAAAGCUUGUGGCUGAAUACUGGUCCAGUUGCACAAGGAUUUAUUAGUUAUUAGUUUUCAUAUUGCUUUUAUUUUAUUUUAAAUUAUCAUAUUUUAUUGAUGUGCAUAUUAUUUUUAUUAUUAACAUAAAAAAUAAUGAUAGAAAUUGGAUAUACAGAUAGUUAAGGUCGAAAAAGAUAGAGAAACGUAUUUUUAAUGAAGAGAACAAAAGUUACAACAGA
Messenger RNA from Erythranthe guttata (spotted monkey flower), 4545 nucleotides. Its product is annotated as ABC transporter C family member 8. Lineage: Eukaryota; Viridiplantae; Streptophyta; Magnoliopsida; Lamiales; Phrymaceae. Gene Ontology annotation, biological process: transmembrane transport. Gene Ontology annotation, molecular function: ATP binding; ABC-type transporter activity; ATP hydrolysis activity. Gene Ontology annotation, cellular component: membrane. The record is from RefSeq and is a predicted model, not a curated record.